AUGAUAAUACUGCGGAGAACUAAUUUAGAUGAUUACUGGGAAUAUCAGGCUGACGGUCCCGGUACUUUACCCAGAAGUAGCAAAGGCUCAGCUGUGGCGGCUGCUAUAGGUUUAUCCGUCGCCAAGCUUGGGACUGCGGAAUCUGAUAUCAUUGCGAGUGCCGCUGAUUCCAACCUCGUUGGGUUCAAACCCACAACGCGGUCUAUAAUGAGGUCUGGCAUGUUGAGGCCUUCACCACAGGGAGCACCUACUUUAGGGACCCUUACAAAGACUGUCAAAGAUGCUGUUGGGAUUAUGGCCGGUAUAUAUGAAGAAUACGAGCUGAACGAGUGGAGGUCGGUCAUUCCAUCGGACCAGGCACCCGAAUGGUCUGAACUUAUUGAAACCUUGGAUCUCAGCGAAUUUAUUAUUGGCGUUCCUCGGGAUACCUAG
Molecule: messenger RNA, 432 nt
Organism: Penicillium manginii
Lineage: Eukaryota; Fungi; Ascomycota; Eurotiomycetes; Eurotiales; Aspergillaceae
Product: amidase
Exons: 3
Coding region: 1-432 (143 amino acids)
Source: RefSeq, a predicted model, not a curated record